Pieris napi is the source of this 2303-nucleotide messenger RNA. RefSeq names its product regulating synaptic membrane exocytosis protein 1-like. The transcript is spliced from 5 exons. Gene Ontology annotation, molecular function: protein binding. The record is from RefSeq and is a predicted model, not a curated record. The coding region runs from base 241 to 1482 and encodes 413 amino acids. Lineage: Eukaryota; Metazoa; Arthropoda; Insecta; Lepidoptera; Pieridae.
GACUGAAGUUUCAUGUUUGAUGUUAGUGUUAUUUCAACGGUCGUGUAUAACGAACGUGUUGACGUCACGGCCGUUAUAUUUUAAUUUUAUAUUAUUUCGUUACUGAGAUCAAUUUUAAGUGCAACAGUGAAUUUAUACAACAAAUUUUAAAUGAAUUAUGAGUGUAUUUAAACCUUUUUAAAUGUGGUCAGUACGUUAAAACCUUUUAAUUGUCUUUGGACUUAAUAUUUUUAGUGGAAAAUGGGCGCACCAGCUUGGGGUACUCGCGGAGGCGGUGAUAGGCCUCGCCUGCUGCGUAUGACCCCACUAAGACAUAGCUUCGCAGCACCCGCUACGCCGCCUGCGCAACCACCUCGUACUCACGACUAUGCGUCUGAUGCUGAUACCAAAAAAGAAGAAAGCUGGAAUGCUAAUUUAUCACAGCGAUGGCGGAAGCUAAGACGAAGAUGCUCACGGCUGCGACCUGGUUCAGGAACCCGUGAACCCAGCCCCGUUCGUCGUUCCCCAUCGCCACCCUGUCCUCCACCACACUGUUCGCCUGCUCCAGCAUCAAAACUUUCCUUCAGGCAUCGAGGCAAAGUUUACACUACAGCUUCUCUUCGCGUCACUAGUGGAGCACCAGAUAUUCUCAGAGCACUUGGAAAAUUAGGCGGAGGGUUGAGAAGAAGGGCUCUAUCAGCACACGAUGUCUUAACACCGCCACAACAACAACCUUCAACUUUCUAUGUUCCUAGUCCUACAGCUAUUCGAAAUCCCCCUUCACCAUCACCAACCAGACAAACCUCUAGCGUUCGAAGACGAUGCAGCUCUCCCAAUAUAUAUAGAACAAAGAAUGGCAGAGACCGAGCUCCUAUAAAUCAAGAAGAUGAAAGCAGAGAUGUGGUAGACUAUUCAUAUGGUUUAGAACGUAGAAAUAAUAGUAGAAAUGGGCGAAGUAGACCGUACAGUGAAAACGUUGAGAUACCUAUUUAUAAAAAUGGAUACGACCGAUUGGCUAGUGAUACUGAAAGGUUAUGGGAAGAACCGUACAGAUUGCCCAGAGUGCAAAUGCGACAGGAUCCAAUCCAGCAAUUAAGGAAUGGUGUUUCCGAGUUGCGUGUCAGUUCAACGCCUCGGUCUGCAAAACCUCCUGUGGCGUCACCUACCUCUCAGAAAACCUCUAAACGACCCCCAAUUCCUGAACCUCGAGACACACACACUUUUGAGGUGCGUUUCACAAAGUCUGCUGGUGGCAAGGGGCUUGGUUUUAGUAUCGUGGGAGGAAAGGAUUCACCUCGAGGAGACAUGGGCAUUUUUGUGAAAACAAUAUUCAACAACGGCCAAGCCGCGGAGUCCGGUUUACUUCGAGAAGGUGACGAAAUCCUGUCCGUAAACGGCCGAGGGACUGCUGGUUUGACGCACGGCGAGGCCAUACGGUUAUUUAAGGAUGUCAGAGCAGGCCCGGUCCUCCUUCGCGUAGUAAGAAGAGCUCCGGCCCGCUGACUGCCCUGCGCCUGCUGUGGCGAAGAGCCACUCCAGGCGCCUCACUAUGUCCCUGAUUAUUCUACUAUUUAGAUGUUAUAAUGCUAUUAUUUUUAAUACGACACGGUGUUAAUUGGACACUUGUUGUGAAGUGAUGACGCCGACCAUGGACAAUUUCACUGCCAGUAGGUGAAUGCUAUCGCGAAUGCGUUCCGGCUUUUUAAUAAUCAUGAUUGAAUUGAAGCUACAUUCAGUCAACUAAAGUUUUGUCUUAGAAAGUAAAUAGCUGCAAAGUAUUUGAAGUUUUAUGAAGAGUGGAGUGUAUAUUAUCAGAAUAAAAGUGAUUUAUUUUUUAAACUCUUUAACCUUUCAUUGUAACAUCUACAAGUCUGAUAUAACGCGGCCCAAUUCAUACAAAUAACUCCGAUAUUUUAAUUUAAUAUAAAGACAUCUAUUUCCAUUAUCCAUAUUUCAGUUUUUAAGUAACUUUACUUUAUAAGUAAAUGAUCUUUUUAAAUUAGUGCUAUAAAUAAAUUUUAAAUAACUGAUGGGUUCGACACAUUUAUUGCUAAUAAUAACUGAAAGGCGUACGAGAGUAAAUAAUUAUAUAUAUAUAACUUGAAUGAACUCAUACAAUAUAUAAUAUUUUAAUCGAGUCGAUUGUUAAGGUGUAAAAUAAAUAGUGUAUAUAAAUAAAAUACUUACAGAUUAAAUUAUUAGAAUAGCGAAACUUAUGAAAUAUUUGUAUAAAAUAAAAGUACAAAACCUAAUAUAAAAAAUAUAUGUAAAAGUUUUUAUAUUGUGUCAUUGGUACAUACGCAUUCUAUUUAAUUGAAUACCUA